ACAACAGACGAGGGUGGUGGUGGUUGGGAGCGGAGGGGGAGCAUGCGGAGCUUAGACAGGUGUUGCUGGGGUUUGCGCAUCGCUCGUGAGAUCGUUUGGCAGGAUGGGAGCUGCGAGAACACCCACGCAACCCCACCAUAGUUUCCCAUGUAUUCUGCAGUUUUGCUUUUCGUAAUACGGAAUUCAAUUAACGCUGGAAACCAACAGAACGUCGCAAUGGUGCACCACUCGGGCUCCAUCCAGUCCUUCAAGCAGCAGAAAGGCAUGCACACCAGCAUCAGCGAGAUCCUGAAGGAGAAGAGCCUGAAGCCGUCUCGCCGCAGCCUGCCCUGCCUGGCCCAGAGUCAGACUCAUCCACUCAACCUCAACCACUUCCUGUCUGUUCCUCUGAGCCCGGAGCUGAAACCAGAAGUUGAGGGUCUGAGUCAGAGUAUCAGCACCUCCUCCAGGCUCCUGCGCCCGCAGACAGCAGAGGAUGGCAAGGAUCAGUACGUGGAGGAGUCAGAGGUGACGUGUGAAACAAAACCAGAGGAGUCAUUUCCUUUACAAAAGCCUGUCACCCGUGCUAAACUAGAGGCCCGCACAGAUUCACUUCAGGGAAAGAAACCAGCUAUUUCCUCUGGGCUGUUUUUCCGAGAUGGGAAAAAGCGUAUUGACUACAUCCUGGUUUACAAGAAGUCCAGUCCACAGGUGGAAAAGAGGUGCACCUUUGAGAAGAAUUUACGGGCUGAGGGUCUAAUGCUAGAGAAGGAGCCCUCCUUGACGAACAACGACAUCAUGUUUGUGAAGGUCCACGCUCCUUGGGAUACACUUUGCAAAUAUGCAGAGCAGAUGAACAUCCGAAUGCCUUUCAGGAAAAAAUGUUACUUUACGGACUGGAAGAGCAAAACCCUGGGCAGCAGGUUUCAUCUGAGAUAUCGUCAGAUAAAAAGUUGGCUUCCCAGAAAUCCCAUGAAGCUGGACAAAGAGGCCUUGCCUGACCUGGAGGAAAGUGACUGCUACACAGCCCCCUUCAGCAGAGCACGCAUGCAUCACUUCACUAUCAACAAUAGAGAGACCUUCUUCUCCAAUUCCACCAGAAGCAGAAUUCUCCAUCAUGUGCUACAGCGCACCAAGUAUGAGGAGGGAAAAUUAAAGAUGGGUAUCAAUCGGUUAUUGGGCAACAACACAUAUGAGGCUGCAUUUCCUCCUCAUGAGGGUGGUUACAAGAGCAGACACCCAAUUAAGACGCACGGUGUCCAGAACCACAGGCAUCUUCUGUAUGAGCGUUGGGCCCGCUGGGGAAUCUGGUACAAAUACCAGCCUCUGGACCUCAUCAGGCGGUACUUUGGUGAGAAAAUCGGUCUUUACUUUGCGUGGUUGGGCUGGUACACCGGCAUGUUGAUCCCAGCCGCCCUGGUUGGGGUUUUUGUCUUCCUCUAUGGUCUCUUCACUAUGGACUCCAGCCAAGUCAGUAAAGAGAUUUGUGAAGCCAACACCACCAUCAUGUGUCCUAUGUGUGAGGACACCUGUGAGCCAUGGACACUGAGUGACAGUUGUGUCUACGCAAAGGUGACCCAUCUGUUUGAUAAUGGCGGCACUGUGUUCUUUGCCAUCUUUAUGGCUAUUUGGGCCACAGUAUUCCUGGAGUUCUGGAAAAGGAGGAGGGCAGAACUGACUUAUGACUGGGAUCUCAUUGAUUGGGAGGAAGAAGAGGAGGAGCUGAGGCCUCAGUUUGAAGCCAAGUACUCCGGGGUGGAGAGAGUCAACCCCAUCUCUGGCAAGCCCGAGCCUUUCCAGCCCUUCACAGACAAACUCAGCCGGCUCAUGGUGUCUGUGUCCGGAAUAUUCUUCAUGAUUUCCCUCGUUCUGACAGCCGUGUUUGCCGUGGUGGUAUUCCGUCUCAUUGCGAUGGAGAAAUUCGCUUCCUUCAACUGGUAUUUUGUGAAGAAGAACUGGCAGUUUGCCACCUCUGGCACCGGUGUCUGCAUCAACUUUAUGAUCAUCAUGUCUCUUAACGUGGUGUAUGAAAAGGUGGCCUAUUUGCUGACAAAUUUAGAGCACCCACGGACAGAGUCUGAGUGGGAGAACAGCUUUUCUCUGAAGAUGUUCCUGUUCCAGUUUGUAAAUUUGAACAGCUCCACAUUUUACAUCGCUUUCUUUCUUGGAAGGUUUGCUGGCAGGCCUGGAAAAUACAAUAAACUCUUUAAUCGAUGGAGACUGGAGGAGUGUCACCCGAGUGGCUGUUUGAUUGAUCUAUGCCUGCAAAUGGGAGUCAUCAUGUUCUUCAAACAAAUCUGGAACAACUUCAUGGAGCUUGGUUAUCCCUUGCUGCAGAACUGGUGGUCUCGUAGAAAGAUGAAGAAAGUAGGUGGUGGAGGGCAGAAUGUAGAGAAUAAAGCCCAGCUUCCGCAGUGGGACAAAGACUGGAAUCUGCAGCCGAUGAACGCCCAUGGACUGGUUGAUGAAUACCUUGAAAUGGUUCUCCAGUUUGGCUUCACCACCAUCUUUGUAGCAGCAUUCCCGCUGGCUCCUCUCCUGGCUCUGCUCAACAACAUCAUUGAAAUUCGUCUUGACGCCUACAAGUUUGUCACUCAGUGGAGGAGACCCAUGCCUGCUCGAGCCACUGAUAUAGGUAUCUGGCAUGGAAUCCUUGAAGGUAUCGGUGUGCUGGCAGUCAUCACCAAUGCCUUUGUCAUCGCCAUUACCUCAGACUACAUUCCCCGUUUUGUUUACGCCUUCAAAUAUGGCCCGUGUGUUGACAAGGGACACCACCACGAGGAUGAGUGUUUGCGAGGGUACAUGAACAGUAGCCUGUCUGUGUUUGAGAUGAGGGAGAUGAAGAACAGCAGCCAGUUCAGAUACUGCAGGUACAGAGACUACAGAGCACCGCCGUGGAGCUCAGUGCCGUAUGAAUUCACCCUUCAGUUCUGGCAUGUCUUGGCUGCCAGGUUGGCAUUCAUCAUCGUCUUUGAGCACCUGGUGUAUGGGAUCAAGUCCUUCAUAGCAUACCUCAUUCCGGACAUUCCGAAGGAUCUCUGCGAUCGUAUGAGGAGGGAGAAGUACCUGAUGCAAGAGAUGAUGUACGAAGCAGAACUGGAGCACCUGCAGAAGGAGAGGAAGAAGAACGGAGGGCGUUAUCACCACGAGUGGCCUUAGUUUUACCCCCAUAUCUCUAUUACACACUGCACAGCCCUCAACUCACUGGCAAAACCUCCCCCUACCUGCUUAUUUAUGUGUUUUAACUUUGAGAGUCAGGCUUCACUCGGCUGAUUCUGUACACCAAAGACACCCUCUUCAGUAACCAAACCUAUCUGGCUUCAGGCUCUAAACCUGACCACUCCCUUGCCAUCUGUUCCAUGUCCAGUGUAUUCGCUGCUCUUAGUUUCCGGCUCUGACCUUCUCCUGCCUGCCGCGGCCCAUCCCUCACCUGGCUUUCUCCAUCAGGUUCCUCUUGGGCCUGUGCUGUGUCAUGGCUUUGCUGGGAAAACCUGUGCAAUUGUAAUGUUUACUAUGCAGAUCAAGGGCUGCAGAUCACCGCUGCUCCCUUUUGGCACCCAUCCUGCACUCUCUCUGUGUGGCAGCUAGCACUCCGCUUUGACUCUUCUUGGUGCCGCAAAGCAUCAUGGCCGUGUUUUUCUUUACAUGUGGCAGAGGUAUCCUUGGCACUUGGCGUUUCUUGUUGCAAACGAGAUUCUGGGGAUGUGGUUACAAAAUACAUUGGACACUGUUUUUGCAAAGCAACUGUAUAUUACCCUUGAAGCAUGCUGAUUAAUAUUUCCAGCAAGAAAAAAAUAACAGCAUUCAUCGUGGAGAAUGUGAACAUCCAUUCAGAAAAUUUGUCAAAGAAUUCUCUAUGAAAAUAUUUAAAGUGCAUGGUAAUAUUGUUUUGUACCUUUUGACAGAGGAAGUCCCUGUCUUGAUGCCUGGUUCACGUGUGUCUGUACUUGAUGUGAGCUGUGUGUUUAUCUGUUUGUGGUACUACUGAGCUUGACUGUCUUGAGUUGAGGAAAUGUGAACUUAGUGUGAUUUGACUGUGCCUACAGUUGUGCGCACCACAAUUGUGUCACCAACAUCACGUGUGCCUGUUUGUGCUGCAAGUGCAAGAAAUAUUCUCUCUCAUGGUUCUAAUGUGUGAUCAUUUGUAAACUCUCUGAACUCUCCUGUAAGGAUUUGUUUUGGAUGUAAGUCACACCACAGUACCACAGUACCUGCUUGGGUCUCAGCCAAUGGUUCUGGGACACAAUAUACGUUGUAACAUGACUCCCAUCAUGAACAAUGUAUACACUUGCAUGCAGAAGCCACAAAUCUGCUCUUCCGUUCUGCGCUCACAGCCUGUUUUUCAUUUGUUGUUGGAAGCCCUGAAGCGUGGUUGAAACUUGGAUCACUUAGACAUACCUGUGGCUUGGAUGUUCAGCUUGCAAAGAACAUCCAACCACUGUUUCUCGCUCACAUAGUACACCAACAUACUACAGUUCCAUUCCUUUGCUGAGUAUACGGUCACAUACCGUUUUGGCUGCUUCCUGGCCUUUAGUGAUGUGAAACAGAGAAUUUAGUUUUUUUGUUUUUGUUUUUAGUUGUUUUUUUAAACGUCAUUGGCAUGACCUUUUUAUUGUGGUCAGUUCUCCAAUGUCAUGGAGCAGCAUGUGUCUGGAAACUCAGGAAAACAGGCAGCAUGAGCGACGCAUCUAUCUGUGAGGCUGAGUCAGAAUCAUAACUACACUCACCUAUAGGAUUAUUAGGAACACCAUACUAAUACUGUUUGACCCCCUUUCGCCUUUGGAACUGCAUUAAUUCCAUGUGGCAUUGAUUCAACAAGGUGCUG
Molecule: messenger RNA, 4804 nt
Organism: Etheostoma spectabile (orangethroat darter)
Lineage: Eukaryota; Metazoa; Chordata; Actinopteri; Perciformes; Percidae
Gene: ano3
Product: anoctamin 3
Biological process (GO): chloride transmembrane transport
Cellular component (GO): plasma membrane
Molecular function (GO): protein dimerization activity; chloride channel activity
Source: RefSeq, a predicted model, not a curated record